Molecule: messenger RNA, 858 nt
Organism: Cydia splendana
Lineage: Eukaryota; Metazoa; Arthropoda; Insecta; Lepidoptera; Tortricidae
Product: calcium-binding protein P-like
Exons: 2
Coding region: 45-845 (266 amino acids)
Source: RefSeq, a predicted model, not a curated record
AGACUGCAGCUGACGCUCCUGGGGACUGACAUACAUUAGACACGAUGGAGGCGCUAAGGAAGAUCUCGGUUCUUUUAAUCCUAGUAUCAACACUACACCUCACAACCUCCCACAUGGUGCUGGACCCCAGAACCUCCCUCCACAUACCAGAAAAGAUCCUCGGCGUGAUCGACAUCGUCAACAACCACAAGAACAAGCCUGGCCAACAGUACCAACCAGCGCAGAACCAGCAAUACCAGCCGCAGUACCCACAGUACUACCAGCCAGGGAAUUACCAAGGCCAGUACCAAGGGCAGUACCAAGGACAAGGGCAGCAAAACCAAGUUCAAGGUCAAAAUCAGGGACAAUUCUACCCAGGACCAACCCAAGGGACAUAUCCUCAGAACAACGCUCCAGUCUAUCCUCAACCUCAACCUACAUACCCACAAUACCCUGUCCAAAACGGACAGACCCAAGCACAAGGUCAGUAUCAGUAUCAAAACGGGCAUCAAGGUCAGAAUCAGCAAAAUGGACAGUAUCAGGGGCAAAAUCAGCAAGGACAGUAUCAAGGGCAAGCGCAAACUGGAUUCCAGAAUGGAAACCAAUAUCCAAAUCAUGCUGGGCAGUUCCAGGGCCAAACCCAAGGGCAAUAUACUGGUCAAGAAGUCAGUACCGGUCAGUUUCAAGCAGUCCAAAGUACAGGCAGUCAGACCAGUGGUUUCCAGGUGACAGGAGGUCACACUGGGAACCAGGGACCCGCGUGCGUGUGCCAGGCCUGGACCAAGCCUAAUGCGACGAAGGGUGAGGCUGGACCUUUGGAAAAAACUGAGAACACAGAAGUGAAUGAAGUGCCUGUUAGAAUGUAAUAGCAAAGUUUCG